GGCCGGCCAUGGAGCGCGCGGCGCCGGGGGAGGUGCGCAUGAGCCGCGCCAUCAGCCCCGCGCACGCCAACCCCCGCGGCGAGCUGAGCGCCGGGCAGCUGCUCAAGUGGGUCGACGCCGCCGCCUGCCUGGCGGCCGAAAAACAUGCUGGGGUUUCCUGUGUUACAGCCUCAGUGGAUGACAUACGAUUCGAGGAGACUGCUAAAGUUGGACAAGUUCUAACCAUCAAAGCAAAAGUUACCAGAGCAUUCAGCACAAGCAUGGAGAUCAGCAUCAAGGUCAUAGUACAGGACAUGUUCACUGGUGUUGAGAAACUUGUUAGUGUGGCUUUCUCUACAUUUGUAGCCAAACCAAUUGGAAAAGAAAAGAUUCAUUUAAAACCAGUCAUACUUCUAACUGAGCAAGAUCAUGUGGAACAUAAUCUGGCUUCUGAGAGAAGGAAAGUUCGACUGCAUCAUGAAGAUACCUUUAAAAACUUGAUGAAGGAAAAUAGCAAGUUUGAUGACCCCAUUUGUGAUGAAGGAAUGGUUUCCACAAGUGGCACAUCUGUUCAGAGUAUUGAACUUGUCCUUCCACCCCAUGCAAACCAUCAUGGAAAUACUUUUGGUGGCCAAAUUAUGGCUUGGAUGGAGACCGUGGCUACUAUUUCUGCAAGCCGCCUCUGUGGGGCGCACCCUCUUCUGAAGUCCGUGGACAUGUUUAAGUUCCGGGGACCAUCCACUGUGGGAGAUCGGCUGGUUUUCAAUGCCAUUGUCAACAAUACAUUUCAAACCUGUGUGGAAGUGGGAGUGCGCGUGGAGGCCUUUGACUGUCAGGAGUGGUCUGAGGGCCGGGGCCGGCACAUCAACAGUGCUUUUCUCAUUUAUAAUGCUGUCAAUGAUAAGGAAGAACUGGUCACAUUUCCCAGAAUCAAACCCAUGUCAAAGGACGAUUUGAGACGGUAUCAUGGAGCUAUUGCACGCAAGAGAAUUCGCCUAGGCAGAAAAUAUGUUAUUUCCCACAAAGAAGAGGUACCACUCUGUGUACACUGGGACGUAACCAACCAGGUAUCCCUGAGUAACGCCAAUGUGGAGGCUCUCAAAAAUCUGGCAGCCAGAAGUGGUUGGGAGGUUACCAGUGUGGUGGAAAAGAUAAAAAUAUAUACCCUGGAAGAGAAUGACAUUUUAUCUGUUUGGGUUGAGAAACAUGUGGAAAGGCCUGCACACUUGACUUACCAUCUCUUGUCUGACUUUACCAAGAGACCUUUGUGGGACCCCCAUUACGUGUCCUGUGAAGUCAUAGACUGCGUGAGUGAAGAUGAUCAGAUAUAUUAUAUCACUUGUCCUGUAGUGAAUGGUGACAAACCCAAAGACUUGGUAGUACUUGUAUCACGAAGAAGGCCUCUCAAAGAUGGCAACACUUACACGGUGGCAGUGAAGUCGGUUACUCUACCAUCAGUUCCACCUUCUCCUCAGUACAGCAGAAGUGAAAUUUUAUGUGCUGGAUUUCUCAUCCAUGCUAUUGACAGCAGUUCCUGUACCGUAUCAUACUUCAACCAGAUUUCUGCUAGCAUCUCCCCUUACUUUGCUGGAAAUCUUGGUGGCUGGUCAAAAUCCAUCGAAGAGACAGCAGCCUCUUGUAUACAAUUCAUAGAGAAUGCUACUGAUGAUGGGUUGAUAGACAUAUUUUAAACGGUAAACUUUCAAUUACCUGUAAUUUUAUUUCCUACCUUUAAUUCCAACUAGCCCAGGCACUUGGUAAGCCUUUGGGUCACAAAAUAAUUUAAUAUUAGUCUAAGCAAAAUGCAGGUAGAAAGGGAUUAAAAAAUAAAAUUCAUGGGAUGCCUGGGUGGCUAAGUGGUUGAGCACCUGCCUUUGGCCCAGGCUGUGAUGGAGUCCCGGGAUCAAGACCCAUAAUGGGCUUCCUGCAUGGAGCCUGCUUCUCCCUCUGCCUGUGU
Messenger RNA from Canis lupus familiaris (dog), 1936 nucleotides. It is a transcript of the gene ACOT12, whose product is annotated as acyl-CoA thioesterase 12. The transcript is spliced from 15 exons. NCBI's taxonomy places the organism in Eukaryota, Metazoa, Chordata, Mammalia, Carnivora, Canidae. Gene Ontology annotation, cellular component: extracellular exosome. Bases 9 to 1670 code for a protein of 553 amino acids. The record is from RefSeq and is a predicted model, not a curated record. Gene Ontology annotation, molecular function: acetyl-CoA hydrolase activity; lipid binding.